AAGCGUGGCCCCCUACCCCGCGCCAGCGCCCGCCAGGCCGCCGGCCCCCAUGGAGCUGCUGGCAGCAGCUUUCAGCGCAGCUUGCGCGGUGGACCACGACAGCUCCACCUCGGAGAGCGACGCGCGCGACUCGGCUGCGGGACACCUGCCCGGCAGCGAGUCGUCCUCCACCCCGGGAAAUGGGACCACGCCCGAGGAGUGCCCGGCGCUGGCCGACAGCCCCACCACGCUCACAGAGGCCCUGCAAAGGAUCCACCCCAUUCCCGCCGACUCCUGGAGGAACCUCAUCGAACAAAUAGGGCUCCUGUAUCAGGAAUACCGAGAUAAAUCAACUCUCCAGGAAAUUGAGACCAGGAGGCAACAGGAUGCAGAGAUACGAGCUAAUACCCCCGGCUCCCCGGCCAGCGAGGAGAUGGAUGGUGAGGAGGAGGAAGAGGAGGAGGAGGAGCUGGCCAGCCCGCCGGAGAGGAAGGCUCUGCCGCAGAUCUGCCUGCUCAGCAACCCCCACUCGAGGUUCAACCUCUGGCAGGAUCUCCCUGAGAUUCGGAGCAGCGGGGUGCUGGACAUCCUCCAGCCCGAGGAGAUCAAACUGCAGGAGGCCAUGUUCGAGCUGGUCACUUCCGAGGCCUCCUACUACAAAAGCCUGAGCCUGCUCGUGUCCCACUUCAUGGAGAACGAGCGGCUGAAGAAGAUCCUGCACCCGUCCGAGUCGCACAUCCUCUUCUCCAACGUCCUGGACGUCAUGGCCGUCAGUGAGCGGUUCCUCCUGGAGCUGGAGCGACGGAUGGAGGAGAACGUCGUCAUCUCAGACGUGUGCGACAUCGUGCACCAUUAUGCAGCCAACGACUUCUCGGUCUACAUCACCUACGUCAGCAACCAGACGUACCAGGAGAGGACCUACAAGCAGCUGCUCCAGGAGAAGGCCGCCUUUCGGGAGCUGAUCACACAGCUGGAGCUGGACCCCAAGUGCAGGGGGCUGCCCCUCUCCUCCUUCCUCAUCCUGCCUUUCCAGAGAAUCACGCGCCUCAAGCUGCUGGUCCAGAACAUCCUGAAGAGAGUGGAGGAAAGGUCUGAGCGUGAGUGCACCGCCUCGGAUGCCCACAGAGAACUGGAGCUGGUGGUAAAAGCAUGCAACGAGGGGGUCAGGAAAAUGAGCCGCACGGAGCAGAUGAUCAGCAUUCAGAAGAAAAUGGAGUUUAAGAUCAAGUCGGUGCCCAUCAUCUCCCACUCCCGUUGGCUGCUGAAGCAGGGCGAGCUGCAGCAGAUGUCGGGCCCCAAGACGUCCCGAACGCUGCGCACCAAGAAGCUCUUCCAGGAAAUUUAUCUCUUCCUCUUCAACGACCUGCUGGUGAUCUGCCGGCAGAUCCCUGGAGACAAGUACCAGGUGUUUGACUCAGCCCCGAGGGGCCUGCUCCGUGUGGAGGAGCUGGAGGACCAGGGCCAGACGCUGGCCAACGUGUUCAUCCUGCGGCUGCUGGAGAACUCCGAUGACCGGGAGGCCACCUACAUGCUGAAGGCGUCCUCUCAGAGUGAGAUGAAGCGCUGGAUGACCUCGCUGGCCCCCAACCGGAGAACCAAGUUUGUUUCCUUCACAUCUCGGCUGUUGGACUGCCCCCAGGUCCAGUGCGUGCAUCCAUACGUGGCCCAGCAGCCGGACGAGCUGACGCUGGAGCUGGCGGACAUCCUAAACAUCCUGGACAAGACAGAGGACGGGUGGAUCUUUGGUGAGCGGCUGCACGAUCAGGAGAGAGGCUGGUUCCCCAGCAACACAACCGAGGAGAUCCUGAAUCCCAAGAUCCGGUCCCAGAACCUCAAGGAGUGUUUCCGUGUCCACAAGAUGGAUGACCCUCAGCGCAGCCAGAAUAAGGACCGCAGGAAGCUGGGCAGCCGAAACCGGCAAUGACCCCCAGUAUCCAGCCCCGCAGAGGGAUGUGGGCGGGGCCUGCAGGCAAACCCACAGACGGUGGAGGGGCUCGGGGGGAAGGUGACCGUGUACAGGAGUCACCCCCUCCUCCCUGCCACCUGGUGAGUGCUCGUGUGUCUUGGCCCUUCGCUUGCAAACUGGAAAACGGCUGCCCACAUCUUUCCUCGGAUGCGUUUGUAAAUGAGAAAAUAUUUGAAGCAGUAUUACACCACCUCUCCCUCUUGUCUCUUAGAGGGGACGGAAGGGGAUUGGCAUGCUCCAGGGGCCUUCCCCAGACCCAGGAUGCCCCUGGCCGAGGGCAGGUGCAAAGGUGAAGAUUGUCAUGACCCCCUGCACGUGCCCUUCUCUGCCCUGGAAGCCGUUAGACUCCUCCAGGUGUGCAGAUGGACUGCCCCUGCCCAGUGGGCUCGAUGAGUGGCCCUUGGUCUCCAGUUCUCAAGACUGAGAGACCAGCUGCCUCUGUCCACCUCCGCCGCCUCUGGCUGCACGGCCAGGCCCUGCCUCAUGGCAGGCCUACCAGAGCUUGGCCGAGGGCCCAUCCGCUCUGGCUCCCUGAUGGGCUGGAUGUAACUUGUGUCUUCUAGCUCUUUAAGGAGCCCAGGUGUUGUAAGGAAUGAAUUGGUCACUGCAUCUUGUAUUGGUUAUGGUUCCAAGAAAAGCAAGUUAUCAUUUUUGGCUGCAUUAAAAGAAGCAU
This is a messenger RNA of Pteropus alecto (black flying fox), 2618 nucleotides long. It is a transcript of the gene NGEF, whose product is annotated as neuronal guanine nucleotide exchange factor. Gene Ontology annotation, biological process: activation of GTPase activity. Gene Ontology annotation, molecular function: guanyl-nucleotide exchange factor activity; protein binding. NCBI's taxonomy places the organism in Eukaryota, Metazoa, Chordata, Mammalia, Chiroptera, Pteropodidae. The transcript is spliced from 13 exons. The coding region runs from base 50 to 1903 and encodes 617 amino acids. The record is from RefSeq and is a predicted model, not a curated record.